AACCCGCUGUUACUACCAAACCACUCCCCAUCAAAACCACUCAAGGCUGAGCAAACAGCCCCAUCAACCCCGGAACAAACAUAAGAAAGGCUGAGAAACCCCAUUCGGAGGACGGACCCUGUACACCAGGUAAAACAGCACAAUGGCUGACGAAACCCUCUUGACAGAUCAUAGAGCCUAGAGGACGACCGUGGGGACUGGAGAGACAUGUCGAAGUUUUUUUUUUUAAUUUUUUUUAGUAAGAAGUUUCUUAAUUUGUUUUAUGUAUAGUGAAACAGCCGAAGACGGAAUGGCUUCUCCCAGCGCGGUUAUGGAACAGCCUAACAUAGAAAGUGAUUCAAGGGAUACUUGGGUUGCCCAACUUCAAGAAAUUGUCGUCCCUCCUUCGGAAGAUCCGCAUACAGGGGAUGCUUCGGUUGCCCAGCUUCAAGAAAAUACCGUCCCUCCUUCGGAAGAUCCACAGACAGGGGAUGCUCCGGUUGGCCAGCUUCAAGAACUUAUCAUCCCUCUUUCGAAAGAUCAGCAGACAGGGGAUGCUUCAGUUGCGGAGCCUCAAGAAAUUGUCGUCCUUCCUUCAGAAGAUCCGCAAACAGGGGAUGCGUCGGUUGCCCAGCUUCAAGAAAUUAUCGUCCCUCCUUCGAAAGAUUCGGAAGAUUCGGAAGAUUCGGAAGAUUCGGAGACAGUUUUUGUUGGGAGACUCACCCACUAUUUCCAGUCCAAGACGGAAAUGGCUUCUCCCAGUGCGGUUAUGGAACAACCUAACAUGGAAAGUGAUUCAGGGGAUACUUCGGUUGCCCAACUUCAAGAAAUUGUCGUCCCUCCUUCGGAAGAUCCGCAUACAGGGGAUGCUUCGGUUGCCCAGCUUCAAGAAAAUGCCGUCCCUCUUGCGGAAGAUCCGCAGACAGGGGAUGCUCCGGUUGGCCAGCUUCAAGAAAUUAUCAUCCCUCCUUCGAAAGAUUCGCAGACAGGGGAUGCUUCAGUUGCGGAGCCUCAAGAAAUUGUCGUCCUUCCUUCAGAAGAUCCGCAGACAGGGGAUGCUCCGGUUGCCCAGCUUCAAGAAAAUGCUAGCCCCCCUUUGGAAGAUCUGCAAACAGUGCGGAAUCAAAUUCCUAAUGAGCUAAUAACUACCUUGAACAGUCUGUUGGAUGACAUGAAAGUUGUACAUGAAGAUGCUAAGCGAUGUCGCGACCAUAUCAUAGUGAAGUCAUGCCUUGCCGAAAUGAGAGAAGUGCUUUCCGAUACUACAGAUAUAUUUAAGGAGAUAGAUAAAACUGCAGAAGUCCAAUCCAGUGCCAACAAGCCAUGGAAACUCAUCCUUAAUUUGUUUAACAGGAUUUCAAGGUUUAUGCAUUAUUAUCGAGGAAAAAGGAUGGUUUCCAAAUUGAAGUACAUGACUGUUGAAUUAGAAGAAAUUCUUGAGGAAGGAAAGCGGUUAUUAAAAGAAAUUUCUGAUGAAAGAACGCAGUCUGGCCUCCAAGACAGAUUAACUAUGCCUGCAACCUGGUCUGUGUUGCAGCCCUUGCACGAAUUUGUCCGAAUUUAUUUACGUAAAUUGCGGAAUUCAUCAAAUCAAAUUCCUAAAGAGCUAAUUACGUUGAGAAGUCUGUUGGAGGACACGAUACAUGUGGCUGAAGAUGCUGAGCGAUAUCACGACGACAUCAUGGUAAAGAUAUGGAUUGCCGAAAUGUAUAAUGUGCUUUAUGAUACUAAUAAUAUAUUUUGGGAGAUAGAGUAUGGCAAUGAAUUCGAGCAAACUGCAGAAGUCCAAUCCAGUGCCAACAAGCCAUGGAAACACAUCCCUAAUUUUUUUAACAAGAUUUCAAGGUUUAUGCAUUCUUAUCGAGGAAAAAGGAUGGUUUCCGAGGUGAAGGAUAUAACUGUUAGAUUAGAAGAAAUUCUUGGUGAAGGAAAGCAGUUAUUAAAAGGAAUUCCUCAUGAAAGAACGCAGUCUGGCCUGCAACGCACAUUAACUACGCCUGGUACUAGGGGUGUUCGCGGGGUGGUUUGGUUCGGAUUUUAACAUUUUUUAAUCCAAUCCAAUUUAAUCGGUUAGUAAAAUUUUUAAACCAAU
Molecule: messenger RNA, 2071 nt
Organism: Rubroshorea leprosula
Lineage: Eukaryota; Viridiplantae; Streptophyta; Magnoliopsida; Malvales; Dipterocarpaceae
Source: the annotation of a GenBank genome assembly